Molecule: messenger RNA, 420 nt
Organism: Engraulis encrasicolus (European anchovy)
Lineage: Eukaryota; Metazoa; Chordata; Actinopteri; Clupeiformes; Engraulidae
Product: ATP synthase subunit epsilon, mitochondrial-like
Exons: 3
Coding region: 93-248 (51 amino acids)
Biological process (GO): proton motive force-driven mitochondrial ATP synthesis
Cellular component (GO): mitochondrial inner membrane
Molecular function (GO): proton-transporting ATP synthase activity, rotational mechanism
Source: RefSeq, a predicted model, not a curated record
GGCGGUAGUAGGCUACAUACCGUCUGUGAUCAGCAUAUGUAGUCAACAGAAGAAGAAGAACAAGCUCGUCCUUGAGAGAUCUAGCAGGCAAGAUGGUCGCAUACUGGAGACAGGCAGGCUUGAGCUACAUUCGCUUCUCGGCGAUUUGUGCCAGCGCCGUUCGGGCAGCAUUGAAACCUCAGGUGAAAGCCGAGGCCCUGAAAGCUGCGGAAGCUAAUGUCAGAGUACUUCGGCCAAAGACCGCAUGAGUCAUGAUCACCUGAACCCUUGAUGUGUUCCCAAGGAACUUAAGCUGUAUGAUGACCUCUAGCGUUCAACUUUCCUCAACGUGUCUGUAAUCCACAUAAAGGAUGGAAAAUAUGCUCAUUCUCAAGUCCCCACCAUCUGAAAAACCUAAUUAAAUGUAUUGGUUGUUAGUUA